Nematolebias whitei (Rio pearlfish) is the source of this 1637-nucleotide messenger RNA. RefSeq names its product cytochrome P450 2F2-like. Gene Ontology annotation, molecular function: heme binding; oxidoreductase activity, acting on paired donors, with incorporation or reduction of molecular oxygen, reduced flavin or flavoprotein as one donor, and incorporation of one atom of oxygen; iron ion binding. The coding region runs from base 60 to 1526 and encodes 488 amino acids. Gene Ontology annotation, cellular component: cytoplasm; intracellular membrane-bounded organelle. Gene Ontology annotation, biological process: xenobiotic metabolic process. Lineage: Eukaryota; Metazoa; Chordata; Actinopteri; Cyprinodontiformes; Rivulidae. The record is from RefSeq and is a predicted model, not a curated record. The transcript is spliced from 11 exons.
GCUGAGAGCUGAGCUGAAGAUCAGUCGGCUUCUCUCCUCGGUGCAGUCCAGUCCAAACCAUGAUGGUCUACGUAGUUCUGCUGUGGUUCUGUGUUUGCUUCAUCCUCCUUCAACUUAAACCUCGGAGACCCCAAAACUUCCCACCAGGACCCCCCGCCCUGCCGAUACUGGGUAACCUUUUACACCUAACGUCAAAGAACCCCUUAAAGGACUUUGAGAAGCUGAGACAGUCUUAUGGAUAUGUCUACAGUCUGUUCAUCGGGUCCAAACCUGCUGUGGUCAUCAAUGGGUUCAAGACCAUGAAAGAAGCAAUGGUGGUCAAGGCCACUGAUUUUGCUGGACGACCCCAAAAUCUUUUUGUCAACGACCUAACGCAGAGUAAAGGAAUGAUUAUGGCCGAUUACGGCUCCUUUUGGAGGGACCAUCGUCGUUUUGCUCUGAUGACUCUGAAAAACUUUGGUCUAGGAAAGAAAUCCAUGGAAGAGAGAAUCCAUGAAGAGAUCAAAUUCACCAUUAAAACCCUGGAAAAAAGCAUUGGCAAAACUCUAAGUCCUCAGGUGAUGUUUCACUUUGCAACCUCCAACAUCAUCUGUAAGGUUCUGUUUGGGACUCGUUAUGAGUACGAUGACGAGACGAUCAGAGUGAUCAUUCGGUGUUUCACCGAGAUAAAUAAAACAGUCAACGGGCUGUGGGCCAUGUUGUACGAUUCUGUUCCUUUAGUCCGUCACCUACCACUUCCCUUCAACAAAGCCUUUGAAAACAUGGAGACUUUUCUGAGUAUAUCAACCCGUUUUGUCAACGAGCACAAGGAGAGCAGAAUCCCCGGAGAGCCACGAGAUUUUGUCGACUGCUACCUGGAUGAACUGGACAAGAAAAGAGAGGAUUCGUUUUUUUCUGAGGAACAACUCAGAAGGAUCAACUUUGAUCUGUAUCUUGCUGGGACCGACACCGUGUCCAGCACUCUCCUAACUGGGUUUCUGUACCUCACAAACUAUCCUCAUAUACAAGAUAGAUGUCAGGAGGAGAUCGACCGGGUUUUGGAAGGAAAGGAUCGUGUCACAUUUGAGGACAGACACAACAUGCCAUAUGUGCAGGCUGUGAUCCAUGAAAUCCAGAGAGUUGCCAACAUCGUUCCUCUCAGCACCUUCCACUGCACGACAAAAGACACAGAACUGAUGGGAUAUUCUAUUCCCAGGAAUACAAUCAUCAUCCAGAACUUGACAUCAGUGUUGAAGGAGGAGGGUCAGUGGAAAUUUCCUCAAGAGUUUGAUCCUGAAAACUUCUUAAAUGAGCAGGGAGAGUUUGUCAAACCAGAGGCCUUCCUGCCUUUCUCUGCAGGUCCUCGGAUGUGUCCUGGAGAGGGUCUGGCCCGUAUGGAGCUCUUCCUCAUGACGGUGACCCUGCUGAGGACGUUUAAGUUCAUCUGGCCGGAGGAUGCUGGAGAACCAGACUUCACUCCAGUUUUUGGGGCAACUUUGAGUCCAAAGCCUUACAACAUGGAGGUCCAGCUGAGGUCCAAGCAGUGAAGUGGUGCGAAGAGGCUCUGCAGAAACAGAUGAAAGAACUAAACAAUUCAUCAAUAGUUGUGUCAUAUGGUCACAACUGUUGUGUUGACAAAAAUUCAGAAACUUCAAGAA